AUGUUUCUCAUUGAGCUCGUUUUAGACCAUGUGAUACUAAAGAUAACAGUUUCCUAUCUAUCUAUCUAUCUAUCUAUCUAUCUAUCUAUCUAUCUAUCUAUCUAUCUAUCUAUCUUAGUCUGUUGCGAUCUAUCUAUCUAUCUUAGUCUGUUCAUAUCUAUCUAUCUAUCUAUCUAUCUAUCUAUCUAUCUAUCUAUCUAUCUAUCUAUCUAUCUAUCUAUCUCAGUCCACUCAUAUCUAUCUAUCUAUCUAUCUAUCUAUCUAUCUAUCUAUCUAUCUAUCUAUCUAUCUAAUAGUUGUAAUGCAUCCCAAAACUCUGGAGAAUUGGCUGGUAUUAUUGCGGGUUCGAUAUUUGCUUGCCUUUUGUUUAUUGGCGCCAUUGUUGGAAUAGUAUAUUGUGCAAUUAAGGCUCUAAUGGCGAAUGAAGCAAAAAAACAACACUUAAUGAACAAGUUCGAUAAAUUGGAUUAUCGCACUGUGGUCGUCCGACGAAUGCCUCCAGUACCCGUUGGUCAUUCAGCCGUCCUUCGAUACUCGAAUGCCAUGUUCAAUUACCAACCGGCAGUACACAGUAUUGAAUAUCCCAAAGUACCAAUAUCCAACAUGGCCACCAUUAGUCACUUACCCAUUCAAAGACGAUCGUUAGUUGCAAUGUCGUAUUCCACAUCUCGUCCAAGAAAAUCCUAUCAUAGUGAAGACGGGGAAAUUAUGGCAUAUCGACAAUCAAAACGCAAAAACAAGACAAAAAGUAAAGCAUUGGUAUCCAGUCAGUUUUCGGAUUUCAAAUCCCUGGGCCAUAGUACCGACUUGACGGGUAGGAAUUCACAGUUCAUUCUAAGGAAGAAAGAGGAUUCUUCGUCAGACAGCGAUACUGCAGCGAGAUUUGAGCCUAAACUGAACGAGCCUUACAGAUUGACUUCCCUCUUUUCGAGAGACACGAGGUCAUCUCAAAAUCCUGAAUCUCGUGAUGUUCUCGCAGCAAAAGACGAAACAGUGACCUUAGAGAUGGCAUCAGGCAAUGAUUUACCUUCCAUGAACUCAUAUCAGCCAAAUGACAAUUUAAUGAAAGAUCAACAAAGAACAAGUUUCAGAUAUAGCCCAGAGAGUAGAAAUAUACCCGGAAAAUCAUAUUCGGACAAUACUGAUCCGGAACGUCCCAUAACACCUGAUUAUGACGUAAAUUCCAUUUUGGACGGAGAGGAUGAAAAUAGCACUUCAUUUACUGAUAGGAACAAGUUUUCUUACGCCGCCAUCGAUGACCUGAAGAAGAACUCACAGUUCCAAGCAAGCGGCUUUACUACUGAGAAUCCAGGUAGCGAUCUUUUUGGCUCUACUUCGAAGCAAGUACAAUUUAAUCCUUUGUCUUCUGAUGGUGAAAGUUCUUCGAUCAAAACCAGUCUUUUAAAUCCAGGUACUUACAAUAGUAUACCACCAGCGCCACCUUUGCCAGAAUCAUGA
Molecule: messenger RNA, 1458 nt
Organism: Acanthosepion pharaonis
Lineage: Eukaryota; Metazoa; Mollusca; Cephalopoda; Sepiida; Sepiidae
Source: the annotation of a GenBank genome assembly